AUGUCUUCCUCAUCGCUCUUUAUACUCGCAGCCCUCGCCUCCACAUCAUAUGCUCAAUCUAGUGCACCCUUUGCUGCGAGCACAACAACUACCAUCCCGUUUCCCAGCGCUACUCUUGCCAACUCGGACACGCAGAGCUUCAUUCAGUCUAAUUGGGGCCUGUCCAAGGGCACAAUUCAGAACGGCGCAAACAAUACCGCCUUCGUUUCAGACCCGUUCCCGGAUAAUCCUGCCCCGAGAAUCUCGAGUAACACGACCGGCCCAGUCCUGCAAGUGACCUACCCCGAGGGCUCAUUUAGCGACGACAACUCGGGAGGAACGCAGUUCUACGCUUUAUGGAACACGAGCGGCGAUCCGUUCGAAAGCAUGAUGCUUUCAUACGAAGUCGCCUUUGACGACAACUUCGAUUGGAACAAGGGCGGAAAGCUCCCCGGCCUCCGCGGUGGUGCGCCGAACGGCUGCUCGGGCGGCAACCAGGCGGACGGCGAGAGCUGUUUCAGCACGCGGAUGAUGUGGAGGAAGAACGCCGCCGGGGAGAUCUACGCGUACAUACCGCGAGACAACGAUAUUUGUGACGCGUCGGGCGUACUCUGCAAUGACGAGUUUGGCGCCUCCAUCGGGAGAGGCGACUUCUCGUUCGCUAGCGGCCAAUGGAACAAAGUCUCGCUCGCUAUCCAGCUCAACAACCCCGUCGACACCGCCAACGGACGUGCACAAGUCUACUACAAUGACAUCCUGCUCAUCGACCGGUCCGACCUCGUCUUCCGCACCAACGACAACCUUACAGCAAACGGGAUGUACUUCUCGACGUUCUUUGGCGGGAACGACGCGAGUUGGGCACCUGACGCCGAUACGCACACUUACUUCCGCAACAUCGAGCUGUGGGCAGGAACGAGCCCGAGCAAUGCGACGGGCGCCAAGAUCAGUAACGCUGCGGCGGGAUUAAGGAAGGCGGGCGGCGGGAGCCCGGUGUGGUCUUGGCUCUGGUUGGGGUGUGCUGCGCUCGGAGCACUCAUGUUCUGA
This is a messenger RNA of Peniophora sp. CBMAI 1063, 1023 nucleotides long. The record is from the annotation of a GenBank genome assembly. NCBI's taxonomy places the organism in Eukaryota, Fungi, Basidiomycota, Agaricomycetes, Russulales, Peniophoraceae.